GUCCUUUGGAAUUCUUCUGAAGGGCUUUGAUGAUACGAGUGUUUACAAAUUUUAUUUAGCUGGGGAAAACGCGCAGGACCACAGUUUUGAAAUUGAAUCAUAAAUGUAGUAUGUAGCCUACCCAAAUUCGAAAUCAAUACAAGAAUAACACCCACCCGUGAAAAUGGCAUCAACGACUCCUCUCCAAGAAGCGACCACCGCCAGAAACGAAUGUCGCAUGCUGAUGAAUGUGGCGCGAUACUACGAUGUGAUAUCGCAGAUAGUGACUAUUCUGGACAGUUUGGUAAUCUCCCAAAUCAACGCAUCUCUGCUCCAGGUGGUGCAUCGUCCCGAAACCAAAUGCAUCGUGAUCAAUUACGGUGAACCUGAGGAUGAUGGUAAAUCCGAGGAAGUGGGCGAAGUAGAACAGGAGGUUGAAUCCGAUCGGAAUGUAGUUGAGGAGGUCGAUGUAGAAGGCAUUGUACAAGAGCUUCCGGAGGAUGUGAUCAUCGAGGAGCAGGUUGAGGAUGAAUUUUUCUAUGUCGAGGAAGAAGGAGUAGGGACGGAGAGCAUGGCGGAAGAUACGGAUGAAAUCCAGGUUCAAGUAUUUGAUCUCGUCAAAGAAGAACAUAAUCAGGUAGAAGAGUAUGAAAAUGAUCAAUUUGUGAUAGAAGGCAGUCAAAACGACGAGGUAUCAGAAAUUUCUGAAUAUUAUGUGGAGUAUUUACAAGAAGUCGAAGAAAUCAGUCAGGACGCCAAUAAGAUGGUUAAACUCGAGAAUCCUGAAGAUUCAAAUAUAGAAGAGGUCUUUACUAAACCCGAUACUUCGUUCCUUUUUCGUUAUAAAUGUCAAUUUUUGAGUUGCAAUAAGAAAUUCGCAUUUUCCAAGCAGUACGAUGAACACUUUCGACGAGAGCAUCCUGGAAUUGUAACCAAACCUAUUUUGCUGCAGUGCAAGCAUAUUGAUUGCAAGAACACUUUCGACGAUACGUACAAGCUCCAUAUCCAUCACAAGCAGCACAAAAUGCAACAAAGGUUGAAUAAAAAUGGCACACUGUCUUGUCAAAUAUGCCGGGAAAGCUUCAAUACCAAAUUAGCGUUCAGGAAGCACAUUAAGGAACACUCUCAGGAAAGUGUCGUAAAAGCAAUGAAGCAGAAUUUCAAACGCAAAUGCCAAUUUUGUGACGAGGUUUUAGAUUCCAAGAUCAAUGUCUACAACAUUCACUGUUUGGAGAAACAUGGCAAAGCUCCUUACAACUGUUUCAUCUGUGGAAAGGGAUAUUUCCUGCUAGCACAUGUGAACGAACACGUUAAAGCUGACCACAGCGUCGAAUCGGUUCGAACGUUAAUCGAUAAGUCCUUGUGGAGAUCGUUUUCCAUAGACGACACCACCAUAAAGGAAUGUCGAAUGUGCUUUCGACUGUUCGCUUCCCCCAAAGCUGAGCUGCAGCACCAAGAAAGUCACACCAAAGAGCUUUCGAUCACGUGCACCAUCUGCGGUGGGAAACACUACGAGAGCCAAUGCAGCGAACCGAGGCCAAAGUUCACCUCCGUCUACGAAAAAGUCCAAUGCGACCAAUGCCAACGCUGGAUGUCCAAGAAGAACAUCAAAGAACACAAGGCCACGCACAUGAGCGAACGGAACUUCCCCUGCACGGUGUGUAAGAAAACGUUCAAAGUGCAAAGAACAGCCCACCGGCACAUACAGAACCACAUCAACGCGGAAAACCGGCUUCGCAAAUGCUACGAUUGCGACCAGGAGUACACCGACGAAGAUUUCCUCGUAGAGCAUUACGAGCAAGCUCACCCCGAUAAACGCCCCUACAACUGUUUGAUCUGCGGUGAAGGGUUCUACCGGAAAACCCUCUUGGGAGACCAUUCCCACAUGCAUUCGGACGAGGAUAGACGGAGGAUAUCGGUUAAGAAUCCGGUCGAGCAUUACCAGAUACGGAACGCCCGGGUUUACGAGUGUACCCUCUGUCGGAGGAGCUUUUCGGCGAAACGGACCACCGUAGCGCAUUUUAUAGUGCACACCGAUCGGCCGUUUGUUUGCGAGCACUGCAGCAUGUCGUUCCGAAUGAAAACCAGCUUGGAGGACCAUUUGCUGGAUGUGCAUAAGAUUAAAGCAUAGAUUCCAAGGCCUGGGCAUCAAGCCUCUUUGAAUAGUUCUGUAAAAAUCUAGGUUAAAUGUAACGAAGCAUAAAUAAUACAGUAACGUAAAUAAAGGCACUAGUCGAAAGAUUAUAGGGAUAUUCAUAUACCAUGUAGACCAACAUUUUAUUACCCCAGAUACUCUUUGUUGAGCUUUGUUAUCCAUAGAAGAUUCCAAAAAUUGUGUUUACUGUAGGCAUUUACCAGCGACAAACUCUUCCCCCCAAAUCGGUUACAUUGCUUGUCAAUGGCCCCUUAUGUUUCUCUUCCAUUUGAGCCCAAAAUAUUUAGCCGAAAGCUAAAUGUUCUAUCGAAAGAUAGAAGAUCUAUUCAAUAAAUGUAAUUUGCAAUUAGUUCUAGUUAACUUUGAAUGACUGAUUCUUAAUAGAAACCUGAUCCACUAUGGAAAUCA
Molecule: messenger RNA, 2542 nt
Organism: Aedes aegypti (yellow fever mosquito)
Lineage: Eukaryota; Metazoa; Arthropoda; Insecta; Diptera; Culicidae
Product: zinc finger protein 60
Exons: 3
Coding region: 164-2110 (648 amino acids)
Source: RefSeq, a predicted model, not a curated record